GCCGAUCUCCGAAUAAGCAUAAAUAAUGAAAGAAAAAAGUUUCUAAUUUUCCACAUCUUUCUCUUCUUUUUCCUGCUACCAAACAAACCCUCCAGUUCUUUUCUGGUCUCCCCGAGUUCAAACAAACUGGGCCAGAUCGAAGCAGCCAAGAACUAUACUAUACCAGUAACAUAAACUGUGGAAUAGCCGAGAAGCUAUCCCUCAAACAUUAUCCCAUCCAAGCAGGUCAAAUCCAAGCCGCAAUUCCAUUUCCAGCCAUGGCCCCUCCCACACUCCUCCUCUCUUCCACCUCAUCUCACCUUCUCCUCUCAAACCCUAACAACACCAACCCAUCUCUCCGCUCUAAUUCCUUCUCCAGCCUCUCUCUCAAACUCACUCGCAAAUCCCCCAAGUCCCUCACCGUCGCCGCCGCCGCCAAGAAGGCCGUCGCCGUCCUCAAGGGCACCUCCUCCGUCGAAGGGGUCGUCACCCUCACCCAGGGAGACGAUGGUCCAACGACUGUGAAUGUUCGCAUUACCGGACUCACUCCGGGGCCUCAUGGGUUCCAUCUUCAUGAGUACGGAGAUACCACAAAUGGGUGUAUUUCGACAGGAGCACACUUCAAUCCUAAUAACAUGACACAUGGUGCUCCUGCGGAUGAAAUCCGUCAUGCGGGUGACCUGGGAAACAUAGUUGCCAAUGCCGAUGGGGUGGCAGAGGCAACAAUCGUCGAUAGCCAGAUACCACUUAGUGGACCUAAUGCAGUCAUCGGCAGAGCCUUGGUAGUUCAUGAGCUUGAGGAUGACCUUGGAAAAGGUGGUCACGAGCUAAGCCUUACCACUGGCAAUGCAGGUGGACGACUGGCAUGUGGUGUGGUUGGUUUGACGCCAGUGUAAGGACCAAUCCUUGUUUGGUAUCGAUCUGCUAUGCAUUGUCACUACACUCGCAUGUCUCGUAUAGAGGUCAUCCUUAUUCAAAUCCACGUUGUGUACUCUAGAAUUUUAUGAACGGCGAUCGUGGGUAGCAGUGCUUGUGGAGUUAAACGUGUUUUUGUGCGUUCACUAUUCAAAAAAUAAUGUGCGGCAUGGAUAUUUGUUAACGUGUUAUAACGUGGUGUUUACAUCACAACUUAGAUAUGACGCCCUUUCUAUGCCUCAAUUUGUUAAAUUUACUCAAUUUCGAAGCUGAUAUUAGUACUUUCAUUGAA
Rhododendron vialii is the source of this 1186-nucleotide messenger RNA. Its product is annotated as superoxide dismutase [Cu-Zn], chloroplastic. Lineage: Eukaryota; Viridiplantae; Streptophyta; Magnoliopsida; Ericales; Ericaceae. Gene Ontology annotation, biological process: removal of superoxide radicals. Bases 258 to 875 code for a protein of 205 amino acids. Gene Ontology annotation, molecular function: superoxide dismutase activity; copper ion binding. The transcript is spliced from 8 exons. The record is from RefSeq and is a predicted model, not a curated record.